Messenger RNA from Phacochoerus africanus (Common warthog), 2781 nucleotides. RefSeq names its product RAB guanine nucleotide exchange factor 1 (gene RABGEF1). Gene Ontology annotation, molecular function: zinc ion binding; DNA binding; guanyl-nucleotide exchange factor activity. Gene Ontology annotation, cellular component: endocytic vesicle; cytosol. Lineage: Eukaryota; Metazoa; Chordata; Mammalia; Artiodactyla; Suidae. The coding region runs from base 122 to 1600 and encodes 492 amino acids. Gene Ontology annotation, biological process: vesicle-mediated transport. The record is from RefSeq and is a predicted model, not a curated record. The transcript has 9 exons.
GGCGUGCAAGAGGGAGGGCCGGCGUGAGGGCGGGUUGUGGACUGGCGCCGGGACCUACUCGAGCGACGCGGGGAGAGCUGCGGUCCCGACGCGGGUGGAGCAGCCGGCGAGCAGGGAGAAGAUGAGCCUUAAGUCUGAACGCCGAGGAAUUCAUGUGGAUCAGUCAGAGCUCCUAUGCAAGAAAGGAUGUGGUUACUACGGCAACCCUGCUUGGCAGGGUUUCUGCUCCAAGUGCUGGAGGGAGGAGUACCACAAAGCCAGGCAGAAGCAGAUUCAGGAGGAUUGGGAACUGGCAGAGCGACUACAGCGGGAGGAGGAAGAGGCCUUUGCCAGCAGUCAGAGCAGCCAAGGAGCCCAAUCCCUCACAUUUUCCAAGUUUGAGGAAAAGAAGACCAAUGAGAAGACCCGCAAAGUUACCACAGUGAAGAAAUUCUUCAGCGCUUCUUCCAGGGUUGGAUCAAAGAAGGCAGAAAUUCAGGAAGCAAAAGCUCCCAGUCCUUCCAUAAACCGGCAAACCAGCAUUGAAACGGACAGAGUGUCUAAAGAGUUCAUAGAGUUUCUCAAGACCUUCCACAAGACAGGCCAAGAAAUCUAUAAGCAGACCAAGAUGUUUUUGGAAUCAAUGCAUUACAAAAGGGAUUUAAGCAUUGAGGAACAGUCAGAGUGUACUCAGGAUUUUUACCAGACUGUGGCUGAGAGGAUGCAGACCCGUGGGAAAGUGCCUCCAGAAAGAGUUGAGAAAAUAAUGGACCAGAUCGAAAAGUACAUCAUGACUCGGCUUUAUAAAUAUGUGUUCUGUCCAGAAACUACUGAUGAUGAGAAGAAAGAUCUCGCCAUUCAGAAGAGGAUCAGAGCCCUGCACUGGGUUACACCUCAGAUGCUUUGUGUCCCUGUUAAUGAAGAAAUUCCAGAGGUGUCUGAUAUGGUGGUGAAAGCAAUUACAGACAUCAUUGAAAUGGAUUCAAAGCGUGUGCCCCGGGAUAAGCUGGCCUGUAUCACCAAGUGCAGCAAGCACAUCUUCAAUGCCAUCAAGGUCACCAAGAACGAGCCCGCUUCAGCCGACGACUUCUUGCCCACUCUCAUCUACAUUGUUUUGAAGGGCAACCCCCCGCGCCUUCAGUCCAAUAUCCAGUAUAUCACCCGCUUCUGCAACCCAAGCCGGUUGAUGACUGGAGAGGAUGGCUACUAUUUCACCAACCUGUGCUGUGCUGUGGCUUUCAUUGAGAAAUUAGAUGCUCAGUCUUUGAAUUUAAGUCAGGAAGAUUUCGAUCGAUACAUGUCUGGCCAGACUUCUCCCAGGAAGCAAGAAUCAGAGAACUGGUCUCCUGAUGCUUGCUUGGGUGUUAAGCAGAUGUAUAAGAAUUUGGAUCUCCUGUCUCAAUUGAAUGAACGACAGGAAAGGAUUAUGAACGAAGCCAAGAAGCUUGAGAAAGACCUAAUAGAUUGGACAGAUGGAAUCGCAAAAGAGGUUCAAGACAUUGUUGAGAAAUAUCCACUUGAAAUUAAGCCCCCAAAUCAGUCGUUAGCAGCUAUUGACUCUGAAAAUGUUGAAAAUGAUAAACUUCCUCCACCGCUGCAACCUCAAGUUUAUGCAGGAUGAUAAAAAAUUGACGUAGAUAGUAUUUAUUUGAGCCUAAAUUGUAGCCAGCCCUUAUUGCCACAGUCCACCAAUUGGGAUCUAGAGUAUAACUUAAUUGCUUAUAAAUACCAGAGCAUUUUUAAAGGUACAGUUUAUGGGGAUUGUUUUGUUCAUUUUGUUUUUGUUUUUCCUGUCAGGGGAGGCUUAGGAAAUAAUAAAGUACUAUUUAUUUGGGUUACUGAAAUAGAUUCAUUUAAGGCUUGUGUGAAAAUUUUGUCUAUAAAUCUAUUUUUUCUCCAUGAUUUUCCUAUGUGCUUCCUCUGUGGCAUUCACUGUGUUUUGGAUUUGGUUAAAUAAUUGCCUUUUGAAGGAUAAAACAAAUGAAUGCUACAAAAAUGUAUGUUUAAGGAAAUUCAAUGGUACCACUGUUCUACAGUUUGAAAUAAUUUUAUAAUUGUAAAGAUAGAAGAUAUAUUAAUAAGUAAAUAUGUAAAAUUGUAAAUAUGUAAAAAAAAAAAAAGGAAUGGUGUCUGCUGUGCAUGGCAAUUCAUGUGUUAAUUUUUUUAGUUUAAAAUGAAGUAUAUAGAGGGAGUUCCCUGGUUGUCUAGUGGUUAGGAUUUGAUGCUUUCACCACUGCAGCCCAGGUUCAAUCCCUGGUCUGGGAACUGAGAUUCCACAUCAAGUUGCUUCACGCUGCAGCCAAAAACAAGAAGUAUAUUGAAUGUUUGCCUUUAACACCAUUUUACUUGGUUUGCCCCAGAAAAUGAAUCUGGCAGUGUUUAGACAUGCUCCCCCUAAAAUGCUGCAUCUGUCUCUAAUGUGUGAUAACCCUACCUUUGAGACCCGUCCUGUGUAGUCAGAGAGCGUGACACUAUUGAGGUUCAGGAUACCUUUUAGAAAUGACUGAACCUUGCUUCUGGCACUGCUCCCCUCCUUUGAUUCAGCGGGUCCUCACUGAGCCCUUUGUAAGGGAGCCGGCCCAGGGUCUGGGUCCGAGGAUGAGCAAUGGACGGGUCCCUGCUGGUGGGAGCUGAUGGGGGAUCCCUUAGAGCUUUGAAGUGCAGGCAAUGCCUUUCCGCCUCCAUGGGGUACCUCUGACUUUAUGAACAACCGGACACCCUUCAUGUCAACCUCUUUCAGGGUGUCUCAGCCUCAGUACUGUUGACCUUUGGGGCCCGAGGACGUUUUCGUGGCGGGCGCUG